Messenger RNA from Symbiodinium sp. CCMP2456, 846 nucleotides. The record is from the annotation of a GenBank genome assembly. NCBI's taxonomy places the organism in Eukaryota, Dinophyceae, Suessiales, Symbiodiniaceae.
AUGGCGGCUUCAGCGCCACGGCUGCUGCCACCAGGCACAAAGUGCCGGUACGAACCGACUUCGUCAACGCAAUAUCCGUUCUUGCCUGCGGUUAUACAAGGUUUCAAUGACCUUGACUGCACGUACAACUUGGACGUGCGGCCUCAUGCGCAGCCCUCGCGGAUUGCCCCGGCGAAGGAGAUUACUGCUGAACAGGCCUGGCCUCGGGGGACACUGGUGAACUACUUUAGUCAACAGCGCGAGCAGCAGGGAGCCGCACAGUCCUUGCCUGCUGUCGUGAAGUCCUUUAAUGAGAUGGAUUCCACCUACAACCUGGACAUCCGUGACCAUGCCGACUGCGACCGGAUCCGCGUGCGCGUCAUCCCGAAGGAGGCAGGCGAAGCGGCGGAUCCGGGACUCACCUCGGCCAUGAUGAGGCCGGGGAUAGAGAAGCGCAACACAAAGCCGCUGAACGGCCAGGAGGUCGGAAAGCUCCCAGAAGAAGUCCUCGAGACGGACGCGACGGUAGACGCCGAGGCUGUCGAGGUGCUUGGCAGACAUGCUCGUAUCGGUCAAGGUUUCUGGUGCCACAUUCCAGAGCAUGAUCUGUUCGCUCCAGUUGUGGCUGUCCGCGGGGGCAUCGCGGAGCUUGACAUUAGUGGAAGCAUGACUGAGCUCAAGCUCGAGGCCCUGCGAGCACCCAAGGAGGAAAGGCUUUCCUGGCCCAAGGGUACCGAAGUGAUGUAUUACAGCGGCUCCCUGGGCAAGUGGAUCAUUGCGCAUGUGGAGGGCUACAACCGCGGCAGUAGCACCUACAACCUGGACGUGCGCCAAGAGGCUGACCCGGAGAAGGUCAGACCUCGCUAG